Molecule: messenger RNA, 4561 nt
Organism: Pongo pygmaeus (Bornean orangutan)
Lineage: Eukaryota; Metazoa; Chordata; Mammalia; Primates; Hominidae
Gene: STRIP1
Product: striatin interacting protein 1
Exons: 21
Coding region: 1226-3832 (868 amino acids)
Biological process (GO): cytoskeleton organization
Cellular component (GO): cytosol
Source: RefSeq, a predicted model, not a curated record
UGUGAGUCCUCUGCCUACUAGGACUAACCCUUUGGGCUUCCCUUUCUGUCCUUGUUGAAUCCAGUUUGUGCAAGAACUCUCCACUCUUGGCAUCUUAAUCCAUUUUUUGUUGCUAUAACAGAAUACCAAACACUGGGUAAUUUAUAAAGGAAAGAAAGUUAUUUUUUGCAGUUCUGGAGUCUGGGAAGCCCAAAGUCGAGGGGUUGCAUCUGGUGAGGGCUUUCUUAAACUGCAUGGUAGAGAGCCUCUCACGAUGAGAAAGCAAGAGCAUGUGUGCCAGCUCAGAUCACUCUUCCUUUUCUUAUAAAGCCACCAGUCCCAUCACAGGGUCCCUACCCUGACGAUUUUAUCUAAUCCUAAUCGCCCCCUCAAGGCUCCACCUCCAAAUACCAUCAACAUAUGAACUUCAGGAUUGAGUUGCCAACGUAUGGAACUUCGGGGACACAGUCAAACCAUAGCACUCGGUAUCUGACCACCCUCAACAUCUUAGCACCCUGUCCUGCUUUCAGCAAUAAUCCUGUUAGGUCAGUUUAGCAAGAAACUUCUUAUCCUUGAUGUUUCUCUUAGUAGUUUUCCGUCCACUGACCCUCAUCCUGCUCUUUGGUUAUAAAUUCCCACUGUUUCUUGUUGGAGUCAGAGUUGAGUCUAAUUCCUCUUCUUCACUGCAAGAUCUGGUUGUAGUGGUCCCUGUAACUAUCACCAUGGGCUCUCUUACAUAAAGUCUGCCUUACCAUCUUUAAUUACUACCAUGAACAAAUUUUCCUUUAACACUUUUCAGCAUUUAUUUCUCUAUAUUUGUCUAUUGUUUGUCUGACCCACCAAGCACUGUUAUGUACCAUGACUGCAGACACUUGUUUCUCAUUUUAUCCCACUGCUUGGUGCACAGGAGACAUUUAUUAAAUGUUUGUUGAAUGAAUGAAUGACAAGCACUUGUCACAACGGUAACUCUCUGAAGACUAGGAUCCUAUCCAUUUUGUUCAUUAUAAAAUUCCGCCUAAGCCUUGAACAAGGCUAUGAGUUAUAAGUGCAAAGCGAUUUAGAGGAAGGAGGGGUAACUAAACUGACUGAAGAAGCUAAGGGAAGCCUCACAGAUAAAAUUACAUCUAAACUGAAACUGAAAGGAAGGAAGAAAAUUAAAAAGAUCAACAAGGGAAGGACUACAGACAGAACAUCGCGAGGUAUUGGUCAGCUAAGAUGGCUUCUAACACUGGCUGCCACACUUAAUAUGGCGGCCAGGGAAAUUUCCUGGAGAAAAUCACGCGAGAGUUGCAUCACGGCGGCUGUCCGCGAGUUAAGCUGGGGGUGUGGAGCAGCCAAGAUGGAGCCGGCAGCCGGCGGUCCGGGCCCACUGAUCGUGAACAACAAACAGCCCCAGCCUCCGCCACCUCCGCCGCCCGCAACCGCACAGCCACCACCCGGGGCACCGCGGGCCGCCGCGGGCCUCCUGCCUGGGGGCAAAGCCCGCGAGUUCAACCGCAACCAGCGCAAAGACUCAGAGGGCUAUUCGGAGUCACCAGACCUGGAGUUUGAGUAUGCUGACACGGACAAGUGGGCUGCAGAGCUCUCGGAGCUUUACAGCUACACGGAAGGGCCAGAAUUCCUGAUGAAUCGAAAAUGCUUUGAGGAGGACUUCCGGAUCCAUGUGACAGACAAGAAGUGGACUGAGCUGGAUACCAACCAGCACCGGACCCAUGCCAUGAGGCUCCUGGAUGGCUUGGAAGUCACUGCCAGGGAGAAGAGACUCAAGGUGGCUCGAGCAAUUCUCUAUGUUGCUCAAGGCACGUUUGGGGAGUGCAGCUCGGAGGCAGAGGUGCAGUCCUGGAUGCGCUACAACAUCUUUCUCCUCCUGGAGGUGGGCACGUUCAAUGCUUUGGUGGAGCUUCUGAACAUGGAAAUAGACAACAGUGCCGCCUGCAGCAGUGCUGUGAGGAAGCCUGCCAUCUCCCUGGCUGACAGCACAGACCUCAGGGUCCUGCUCAACAUCAUGUACCUGAUAGUGGAGACCGUUCAUCAGGAGUGUGAGGGUGACAAGGCUGAGUGGAGUACCAUGCGGCAGACCUUCAGAGCCGAGCUGGGCUCCCCGCUGUACAACAAUGAGCCAUUUGCCAUCAUGCUGUUUGGGAUGGUGACCAAAUUUUGCAGUGGUCAUGCCCCUCACUUUCCCAUGAAGAAAGUUCUCUUGCUGCUCUGGAAGACAGUAUUGUGCACACUAGGCGGCUUUGAGGAGCUGCAGAGCAUGAAGGCUGAGAAGCGCAGCAUCCUGGGCCUCCCCCCGCUUCCUGAGGACAGCAUCAAAGUGAUUCGCAACAUGAGGGCAGCCUCUCCACCAGCCUCUGCUUCAGACUUGAUUGAGCAGCAGCAGAAACGGGGCCGCCGAGAGCACAAGGCUCUGAUAAAGCAGGACAACCUAGAUGCCUUCAACGAGCGGGAUCCCUACAAGGCUGAUGACUCUCGAGAAGAGGAAGAGGAGAAUGAUGAUGACAACAGUCUGGAGGGGGAGACGUUUCCCCUGGAACGGGAUGAAGUGAUGCCUCCCCCGCUACAGCACCCACAGACUGACAGGCUGACUUGCCCCAAAGGGCUCCCGUGGGCUCCCAAGGUCAGAGAGAAAGACAUUGAGAUGUUCCUUGAGUCCAGCCGCAGCAAAUUUAUAGGUUACACUCUAGGCAGUGACACGAACACAGUGGUGGGGCUGCCCAGGCCAAUCCACGAAAGCAUCAAGACUCUGAAACAGCACAAGUACACGUCGAUUGCAGAGGUCCAGGCGCAGAUGGAGGAGGAAUACCUCCGCUCCCCUCUCUCAGGGGGAGAAGAAGAAGUUGAGCAAGUCCCUGCAGAAACCCUCUACCAAGGCUUGCUCCCCAGCCUGCCUCAGUAUAUGAUUGCCCUCCUGAAGAUCCUGUUGGCUGCAGCACCCACCUCAAAAGCCAAAACAGACUCAAUCAAUAUCCUAGCGGACGUCUUGCCUGAGGAGAUGCCCACUACAGUGUUGCAGAGCAUGAAGCUGGGGGUGGACGUAAACCGCCACAAAGAGGUCAUUGUUAAGGCCAUUUCUGCUGUCCUGCUGCUGCUGCUCAAGCACUUUAAGUUGAACCAUGUCUACCAGUUUGAAUACAUGGCCCAGCACCUGGUGUUUGCCAACUGCAUUCCUUUGAUCCUAAAGUUCUUCAAUCAAAACAUCAUGUCCUACAUCACUGCCAAGAACAGCAUUUCUGUUCUGGAUUACCCUCACUGCGUGGUGCAUGAGCUGCCAGAGCUGACUGCGGAGAGUCUGGAAGCAGGUGACAGUAACCAGUUUUGCUGGAGGAACCUCUUUUCUUGUAUCAAUCUGCUUCGGAUCUUGAACAAGCUGACGAAGUGGAAGCAUUCAAGGACAAUGAUGCUGGUGGUGUUCAAGUCAGCCCCCAUCUUGAAGCGGGCCCUAAAGGUGAAACAAGCCAUGAUGCAGCUCUAUGUGCUGAAGUUGCUCAAGGUACAGACCAAAUACUUGGGGCGGCAGUGGCGAAAGAGCAACAUGAAGACCAUGUCUGCCAUCUACCAGAAGGUGCGGCAUCGGCUGAACGACGACUGGGCAUAUGGCAAUGAUCUUGAUGCCCGGCCUUGGGACUUCCAGGCAGAGGAGUGUGCCCUUCGUGCCAACAUUGAACGCUUCAACGCCCGGCGCUAUGACCGGGCCCACAGCAACCCUGACUUCCUGCCAGUGGACAACUGCCUGCAGAGUGUCCUGGGCCAACGGGUGGACCUCCCUGAGGACUUUCAGAUGAACUAUGACCUCUGGUUAGAAAGGGAGGUCUUCUCCAAGCCCAUUUCCUGGGAAGAGCUGCUGCAGUGAGGCUGUUGGUUAGGGGACUGAAAUGGAGAGAAAAGAUGAUCUCAACGUACCUGCAGGACUGUCCUAGUUCAUUGCUGCAGUGCUCCCAUUCCCCACCAGGUGGCAGCACAGCCCCACUGUGUCUUCUGCAGUCUGUCCUGGGCUUGGGUGAGCCCAGCUUGACCUCCCAUUGGUUCCCAGGGUCCUGCUCCGAAGCAGUCAUCUCUGCCUGAGAUCCAUUUUUCCUUUACUUCCCCCACCCUCCUCUCUUGGAUAUGGUUGGUUUUGGCUCAUUUCACAAUCAGCCCAAGGCUGGGAAAGCUGGAAUGGGAUGGGAACCCCUCCGCCAUGCAUCUGAAUUUCAGGGGUCAUGCUGACGCCUCCCGAGACACACAAAUCCUUGCUUUGUCAGCAUGCGAAGGAGGAGAGUUUAGGAUUAGGGCCAGGGCCAGAAAGUCGGUAUCUUGGUUGUGCUCUGGGGUGGGGGUGGGGUGUUUCUGAUGUCAUUCCAGCCUCUUGCUACGUUAUAUCCAGAAGUAAUUGCGGAGGCUCCUUCAGCUGCCUCAGCACUUUGAUUUUGGACAGGGACAAGGUGGGAAGAGAAGCUUCCCUUAACCAGAGGGGCCAUUUUUCCUUUUGGCUUUCGAGGGCCUGUAAAUAUCUAUAUAUAAUUCUGUGUGUAUUCUGUGUCAUGUUGGGGUUUUUAAUGUGUUUGUGUAUUCUGUUUACAUUAAAAAGAAGCAAAAAUAA